Messenger RNA from Huiozyma naganishii CBS 8797, 675 nucleotides. RefSeq names its product Gag1p (gene GAG1). The coding region runs from base 1 to 675 and encodes 224 amino acids. The transcript has a single exon. NCBI's taxonomy places the organism in Eukaryota, Fungi, Ascomycota, Saccharomycetes, Saccharomycetales, Saccharomycetaceae. The record is from RefSeq and is a predicted model, not a curated record.
AUGGUCGAUGAUAAGAAGAUCGACGAUAUGUUUGACAGCGAGGUCACACCUACAUUAACGGGUUCACCGCCUUCCAAGCUAAAAAAACUGGACUAUCGCAAGAAAAGUAGUACUGCCUUGUCCAAGUUUGCAAAGAGGACAGAGUUGAACUUGGUGGCUACGGCUACCACAAGGGAUAGUGUGACUACUCUGUCAGGAUCAACACCGUCUGCAGCCCACGAGAUAAAACUGACAGACGAGGUUACUCAGGACGACGAGCUUCACACGGUCCCCAAUACAAGAGAUUCACGUGAUGGAUCCUCAUCUGGUGGUGUGCAUUCUUCUGUGCCUACUUCUGAGUCAAGUAUGGCACCAGUAUCGUUUGAUAACUACGACGCAGUCAUGGAGUGUCAAAGACUCCGAGAAAAAGUAGGCGAACCCUUUUGCAGUGCUGAUCAGAUAUGGGCAGAGAGGAGAGACCUUUGGACCAAGAAAACCAUUGCACAGGUGGAUGAAAGUAAUAGAGAAAUGUUUAAUAAGAUUCCAGAACAGUACUACCAUCGAAUCUAUCAAAAGUUGAUUAUGGAUGAUAGACCAUUGAAAGAUCCCCUCAACCUCGAAGAUAUCAUGAAAGUGAUAAACUCGGGCUGGAAAGAGACGAAAACGUGGGAUAAUGCAGCAAGAGGUAAAGGUUAG